UUAAAGUCUUGUGUGUGUUUGUGAAGAUCACAUUAACCUCAAAUCUCACUUAACUUACUAACUUACUUGAAUAGUUAAAGUACCUGGUAAAAGUGCAAGGCAAAAUUUAAAACUGUUCCAGUAACAAGACUUGCAUUCUCCUGCGGUUUUCGGUAGCAACACUUUUAACAAUGAUAAGAUAUUGCUCCAGUGUUAGAAUACCUAGUCAAUAAUUUUUAAUCCAUAUAGGCCUAGGCCUACAUCAUAUUUGAGCAAAAAAUUUGCAUCAUGAGUGAUCCACUGAGAAAUUUCAAGGAUUUUCUUCUGCAAUACAAUAGAAUAUCUGAAAGCUGUUUCCUCAGAUGUAUCAACACAUUUGGCCAGCGGGACAUGACUUUUGAGGAGAUCAACUGUUCGGAUGCGUGUGUGCAGAAACAUACAAAACUGAAUUUAAAGGUGAUGCAAGUUUAUGUAGAAGUACAGCCUCAAAUAGUUCAAAAGCGAAUUGAAGAAAUGAACAAAACCCAGCAAGUAGCUGCUGGACAAGAAGCCAUAAUUAACACUGCUGGUGUUGAAACUUCUCAAACUGUAGACGUGGCUGAGAAAAGCAGUACAUUGCAAAGUUGAUUACUGCU
Macrosteles quadrilineatus (aster leafhopper) is the source of this 614-nucleotide messenger RNA. RefSeq names its product mitochondrial import inner membrane translocase subunit Tim9. The record is from RefSeq and is a predicted model, not a curated record. NCBI's taxonomy places the organism in Eukaryota, Metazoa, Arthropoda, Insecta, Hemiptera, Cicadellidae. The transcript is spliced from 3 exons. Gene Ontology annotation, cellular component: mitochondrial intermembrane space chaperone complex. The coding region runs from base 268 to 606 and encodes 112 amino acids.